This is a messenger RNA of Cynocephalus volans (Philippine flying lemur), 3023 nucleotides long. It is a transcript of the gene NYAP1, whose product is annotated as neuronal tyrosine phosphorylated phosphoinositide-3-kinase adaptor 1. Gene Ontology annotation, biological process: neuron projection morphogenesis; phosphatidylinositol 3-kinase/protein kinase B signal transduction. Bases 181 to 2706 code for a protein of 841 amino acids. The record is from RefSeq and is a predicted model, not a curated record. NCBI's taxonomy places the organism in Eukaryota, Metazoa, Chordata, Mammalia, Dermoptera, Cynocephalidae. The transcript has 7 exons.
AGCUCCGCUCCCCGCCGGUCUCUCUCUGUCUCUCCUCCUCCCUCCUCCUGCUCCGGGCGGAGCCCGGCAUGGGGGGGCCGGCGCCCGACAGGCCAGUGGAUCCGGGACCCAGGGAGGGCCACCCCCCGGGCCUGGUGGCACUGAGCAGGGCCGCCCAGCCCCCACCUGCUGCCCCACGACAUGAACCUCCUCUACCGAAAGACCAAGCUGGAGUGGAGGCAGCACAAGGACGAGGAGGCCAAGAGGAGCUCCAGUAAGGAGGUGGCCCCCGCAGGCCCGGCAGCGGGGCCUGGGGCUGGCCCAGGGCCUGGGGUCCGUGUACGGGACAUUGCCUCACUGCGCCGCUCCCUCAGGAUGGGUUUCAUGACGAUGCCCGCCUCCCAGGAGCACACCCCACACCCCUGCCGCAGCGCCAUGGCCCCACGCUCCCUCUCCUGCCACUCGGUGGGCAGCAUGGACAGUGUGGCGGGCGGACCUGGGGGGGGCGGUGGGGGUCUCACCGAGGACAGCAGCACCCGAAGACCCCCAGCGAAGCCCCGGAGACACCCCAGCACCAAGCUCAGCAUGGCAGGGUCAGGAGCAGAGACACCCCCUGGCAAGAAAGCAGGCUCACAGAAGCCAACCCCAGAAGGACGAGAGUCCAGCCGGAAGGUUCCUCCCCAGAAGCCCAGGCGAAGCCCCAACACCCAGCUCUCUGUCUCCUUUGAUGAGUCCUGCCCCCAAGCCCCGUCUCCUCGAGGGGGGAACCUGCCCCUUCAGCGCCUCAGUAGGGGGUCCCGGGUAGCUGGGGACCCUGAUGUGGGUGCCCAGGAAGAAGAACCUGUGUACAUUGAGAUGGUGGGGGAUGUCUUCAGGGGUGGAGGACGAAGCGGGGUCUUGACAGGGCCUCUUCUUGGGGGUGGAGGCCCGACCCCUCCAGCUGGCGCUGACUCGGACUCAGAAGAGAGCGAGGCCAUAUAUGAGGAGAUGAAGUACCCACUUCCCGAAGAGGCAGGGGAAGGCCGGGCCAACGGGGCCCCUCCAUUGAUGGCAACCUCCCCACCACAACAGCCUCAUGCCCUUCAGCCCCACACCCACCGCCGCCCAGCUUCAGCCCUCCCGAGCAGAAGGGACGGGACGCCCACCAAGACUACUCCUUGUGAAAUCCCCCCACCCUUCCCCAACCUUCUUCAGCACCGCCCUCCACUCCUGGCCUUUCCCCAAGCCAAGUCUGCUUCCCGAACCCCUAGUGAUGGGGUCUCGAGGCUACCGGUCCUCUGCCACUCCAAGGAGCCAGCCGGCUCCACCCCAGCUCCCCAAGUGCCUGCACGGGAGCGGGAGACACCUCCCCCACCGCCUCCACCUCCUGCUGCCAACCUGCUGCUGCUGGGACCAUCAGGCCGGGCCCGGAGCCACUCAACACCGUUGCCACCCCAGGGCUCUGGCCAGCCCCGGGGGGAGCGGGAGCUCCCCAACUCACACAGCAUGAUCUGCCCCAAGGCAGUGGGGGUGCCGGCAGCCCCUGCUGCCCCAGCAGCCUUGCUCCCCGGUCCCCCCAAGGACAAGGCCAUGUCUUACACCAUGGUGUACUCGGCGGUCAAGGUGACCACGCACUCUGUCCUGCCAGCUGGUCCACCCCUGGGUGCUGGGGAGCCAAAGACGGAGAAGGAGAUCUCAGUCCUUCAUGGGAUGCUGUGUACCAGCUCAAGGCCCCCUGUGCCAGGGAAGUCCAGCCCCCACAGCGGGGCCAUGGGUGCAGCAGCUGGGGUCUUCCACCACCGUGGCUGCCUGGCCUCCCCUCACGGCCUUCCAGACCCAACUGCAGGCCCCCUGACUCCCCUCUGGACCUACCCAGCUGCAGCAGCUGGGCUCAAGAGACCCCCUGCCUAUGAGAGCCUCAAGGCUGGGGGGUUGCUGAAUAAGGGCUGUGGAGUGGGGGCCCCAUCCCCCAUGGUCAAGAUCCAGCUGCAGGAGCAAGGGACUGAUGGGGGUGCCUUUGCCAGCAUCUCCUGUGCCCACGUCAUCACCAGUGCAGGGUCACCAGAGGAGGAAGAGGAGGAGAUGGGCACCACAACAUUUGGGGCAGGCUGGGCUCUGCAGAGGAAAGUCCUAUAUGGAGGGAGGAAGGCAAAGGAGCUGGACAAAGUUGAGGACAGUGCCCGGGCCUGGAAUGGCAGUGCUGAGGGUCCAGGCAAGGUGGAACGUGAGGACAGGGGCCCUGUGACAUCAGGGAUCCCAGUAAGGAGCCAGGGGGCAGAGGGCCUGCUGGCCAGGAUCUACCACGGAGGGGACCGAGCAGGGAGCCGCACAGCGCUGCCCAUACCCUGCCAGACCUUCCCUGCCUGCCACCGCAAUGGAGACUUCACCGGAGGCUACCGCCUGGGUCGCUCCGCCUCCACCUCGGGAGUCCGGCAGGCCGCGCUCCACAGCCCCCGGCCCUGCAGCCAGCCCAGGGAUGCCCCGAGCCAGACCCACCCCGCGCUGCCGCUGCCGCUGCCACUGCCGCCGCAGCCGGCCCGCGAGCGCGACGGCAAGCUGCUGGAGGUGAUCGAGCGCAAGCGCUGCGUGUGCAAGGAGAUCAAGGCGCGCCACCGCCCCGACCGGGGCCUCUGCAAGCAGGAGAGCAUGCCCAUCCUCCCCAGCUGGCGGCGGGGGCCCGAGCCCCGCAAGGCCGGCACCCCGCCCUGCCGCCGGCAGCACACUGUCCUCUGGGACACUGCCAUCUGAGGAGCGCGGGAGGCCGGGGCGUGGACUGGGGAGCGGGGCGGGGCAUGCCCGGCUCUCCCGGGAGACUUGCCUUGAAAGACUGAAGGACCAGGGAGAGAGAGACAGGGAGAACCCCUCCCCUCCACCCUAGUCCCCCAAGACGGGGACUCUGCCAAGCCUAUCAGCCUUGGGGUGCCAACAGCACCCCAAUAAAUCUGGGGGAGGAGGAGGGUUCGCUUGAGGUUGGGGGUGAGUCACUCCUGCUCUCUCCCCACCAAGAGGUAGACUCCUUCUGAGAGGGCCGAGACCAAGCCAGAGGUCAGCAUGGGGAAGGAGGA